AUGUUGUCCAGCUUGUCUCUUCUCUCUGUCCUGUCGGUCGCCGUCUCGGCUUCUCCUCUUCUGAGUGCUCGUGCCCCGGUGGCCGCCCUCAAUGAGAGAGCUGUGACUGUAUCCGCCGCCAACUUCGACAACUUCAAGUACUACGCAGAGGUGGUCCAGGCUGCAGCUUGCAACAGUGAUGCUGCCGCUGGAGCAACCAUUGUCUGCAGCUCCGAGGCUUGCCCUGCUGUUGAGGCAAACGGCGGAAAGAUCGUUGGUACCUUCACUGGACAUGUGACUGGCCUGAAGGGCUUCGUUGGCACGGAUCCCGCGAGGAAGAACAUUGUCAUCGCCAUCCGAAGCUCUCACAACGUCCGCAACUGGAUCACCAACAUCCUCUUCGGCUUGGACGACUGUGACUUCGUCGACGACUGCAAGAUUCACUCGGGCUUCUCCAACGCUUGGGACGAGGUCAAGGAUUCCGUCAUCAACUACGUCAAGGCUGCUAAGGCCGCCAACCCUACCUUCACCGUUAUUGCGACGGGCCACUCCCUAGGCGGCGCCAUCUCCACCAUUGCUGCCGCCGAUCUUCGCCGCCAAGGCUUCCCGACCGACGUCUACACUUACGGCAGCCCCCGUGUCGGCAACGAAGCCUUCACCAAGUUCGUUACCGACCAGCCCGGCGCCGAGUUCCGCAUCACCCACCUCGAUGACCCCGUCCCCCGCCUCCCCCCCAUCUUCCUCGGCUACCGCCACACCAGCCCUGAGUACUGGCUAUCCACUGGCAGCACCACCACCGUCAACUACACCAUUGCCGACAUCAAGGUCUGCGAGGGCUCCGCAAACACCAAGUGCAACGGCGGCACCUUCGGCCUCAACAUCGACGCCCACAAGUACUACUUGAGCAAGACCAGUGCCUGCAACACCGACGGCUUCGAGUUCCGUGGAAGAGAGGAGGAAAUCUCGGACGCUGACCUCGAAGCUCGCCUCAAGACAUGGGUACAGAUGGACCUCGAGUACGCCAAGUCUAUUAGCAAUGCUUAA
This is a messenger RNA of Colletotrichum truncatum, 1023 nucleotides long. Its product is annotated as lipase. Gene Ontology annotation, biological process: lipid metabolic process. NCBI's taxonomy places the organism in Eukaryota, Fungi, Ascomycota, Sordariomycetes, Glomerellales, Glomerellaceae. The record is from RefSeq and is a predicted model, not a curated record.